AUGGGAACAUUUAAAAAAUUAUUUUUAAUUUUCUUUUUAAUUAUUAUAAAUAUUUUAUAUUGUUAUUGUGGUUGUGAAUUUUCUAGUAUCGGAGAAAAUAAAAAAUAUAAUUUUACACCUGCAUUCCCAGGUGAAUAUAUUUCAACUUCAGAUGGUACAAAUACAGUAUUUUUAAAUUUAUGUACAACAAAUCAAAUUUCAAAAUGUCCAACUACAAGUGCUUGUAUAAAAGAUUCAUCAAAAAAUACAGAUAUAGGACAACAAGUUGGACCUGCAAUUUUCCUACCAAAGGGAAUAUUACUUACAUAUAAAUCACAAGCUUAUCCAGAAUGUGUUGGUCUUGGUGGUGUCGUUUCUACAAAUUUUACAAUUGAAUGUAAUUCAACAGAUAAUUCAUUUACUUUGGAUAAAAUUCAACAAUUUUCAAUAUGUAGUUAUAGUAUUAAAUUUUUAACGAAAUUAGCAUGUGUAUGUCCUGGUGAUUGUUCAUCACAUGGUAUAUGUAAUACCAAUACUAUUAAAUGCGAAUGUAAUAGCUAUGCAAGUGGUAGUUCAUGUAAUGAAUUGAAAAUGAUAAUAUCAACAAUAUCCUCAACUACAAUCUAUGGUGGUGAUGUCAUGAUUUCAGGUGACUUUUCAAAUUUACCAUUAGAAAUUAAAAAUAAUUUAAAAAUUAAAAUUAAUUGGGACGAUUGUAAAAAUGUGAUAAAUAUAAAUAAUAAUACAAUUCAAUGUACAGCUGAUAAAGGUUAUAAUGGUAAUGGAAUUGAAGUUGAGUUCUCAAGUGGACCUUUGUCAACUGUAAUACCUGUGAAUUUCAAAUACAUUGAAAUACCAUGUCCAUUUAAUUGCUCCUAUCCAAAUGGUGUAUGUAAUAAAAUUCUAGGUACAUGUACAUGUAAUCAUAGUUGGAUAAAUGGUACUGGUUGUGAAUUAAUAAAAAUUAAAACCCACUCAAUUGAGCCAACAACUAUAAAUGGUGGUAUAACUAAUAUCAUUGGUGAUUUCACUAUGAUAAUAAAUAAUGGUACAACAACAUUUUUACCAAAUAAUUUAAUAAUUAAAAUCGGUGAUGAUGAUGAUGAUGACUCAUCAUUAUGUCAAGAUAUUAAAAUUUUAAAUGACACAAAUCUACAGUGUACUGUUUUACCUGGAAAACAAGGUAAAAAGAAUUUAACCAUUUCAUCAGGACUUUCAAUGGAUUUUAAUUAUCAAUUAUUUGAAUACUUUAAUAAGACUUGUUUAUUUAAUUGUUCAUACCCUCAUGGUGAUUGUGAUUUAUUUACAUCAUAUUGUAGUUGUGAUAGUCAAACUAAUGGCACAGGUUGUGAGAAUUCUAAACUUGUAAUAGAGUCAAUAGAUCCAACAGAUGAACCAGGUGGUCUAACAAAUGUUGUGGGAUUCUUUGGUAUUCCCACAUCGAAUUUUUCUAUUAAAAUUGGUGAUUUAUUAUGUAACAAUUUAUUAAUAAUAAAUCAAAGUUUAAUUCAAUGUGUUGUACCACCUGGAAAAGGAUUUAAAAAUGUUUUUAUAUCAGAUAGAGAUUUAUCAUUCAAUGGUGAAUUAAUGUUUAGAUAUUUUCAACCAAUUGUUACAAAUGCUCCUAAACAAUGUACAAAUUGUGGUGCAUUAAAUCAAGGUUAUUGUGCUUCUCAAGGUUGUAUUUGUCAUCCACCUUGGAUGGGUGUUGAUUGUCAAUCUCAAUAUAUAAUAAUACCACAACCACCAAAAAAUUCAACUAGUCCAUCUGUAGAAAUUCCAACAUUUUCAAAACCAAAUUCUACCAAUGGUGGUGGUGGUAGUACAACAAGUACAGAUAUUGAUGAAAAUGAAAAUAUUGAAAAAAAUGUUUUUAAAUCGUUAAUUGCAAUUAUUAAAUUAAGUGAAUUAGAUUUUCAAUCAAAUGAAAUUAAAUCAUUUACAUUUAGUGAAUGGAUUUAUAAAGAACUAACACCAUCAAAGUAUCAAUAUAAUACAACAAUUAAAGUACCAACUACAAAUGAUGGAGGAGGAGGAGUAUCACCAUCAUCAUCGUCAUCAUCACUAAAUGAAAGUGAAACUAAUAUUUCAGUAACAUUAGAAUGGUUUGAAAGUUUAACAAAUAUUACAUUUGCAAAUGAAAAUUUAAUAAUGAAUCCAUCAUCAAUUAAAUAUACAAUUGAAAUUUCAAAAUAUAAAUUCUCAAGUAAACUUAAUCAACUUCAAUUAGUAAUGAUGGCAGAACUAUCAUCUAAUAAAACUAAAGAUCUUUGCUCAAAUAAUGAAUUUGGUGAGACUUCAAGUGGAGAUAAUUCAAAUUACAUUAAAAUUCAAGUUGACAAUCAUUCCCUCUAUGGUAGAUUCAUAAAGAGAGCAAUAAUAGACUCAGUGCCAAGAGCAAUUGGUAAUGUACAAUUGGAUGAAACUAUGAGACCACUUAAAAACGCAUCGUCAUCACAAUCAUAUAUUGGUAUAGUUGUACCGUAUUUUGAAAAAUCAAUUAUAAUUGAUCCUGAUUUCUCUGUAUUAAUAGAUAGUAGUAAACUUGAAUCAAAUUCAAAUUCAAAUUCAAUUUGUCUUAUUCAAGAUCAAUUAAUAUCUGGUUUAACAAAAUCACAAAUCGCUGGUAUCAUCAUUGGUUCAAUUGCUUUCCUAUGUUCAAUAACUGCAAUGGUAAUUUAUUCAAUUCAUAAAUCAAAUAAAGAUAAAUCUUUAUUUUCAAAAAUUACAUUAAGAAAUUUAAAUAAAUAA
Messenger RNA from Dictyostelium discoideum AX4, 2730 nucleotides. RefSeq lists its product as hypothetical. The record is from RefSeq and is a predicted model, not a curated record. The coding region runs from base 1 to 2730 and encodes 909 amino acids. The transcript has 2 exons. Lineage: Eukaryota; Evosea; Eumycetozoa; Dictyosteliales; Dictyosteliaceae.